Penicillium diatomitis is the source of this 5583-nucleotide messenger RNA. RefSeq lists its product as uncharacterized. The record is from RefSeq and is a predicted model, not a curated record. NCBI's taxonomy places the organism in Eukaryota, Fungi, Ascomycota, Eurotiomycetes, Eurotiales, Aspergillaceae. Gene Ontology annotation, molecular function: protein binding. The transcript is spliced from 2 exons. The coding region runs from base 1 to 5583 and encodes 1860 amino acids.
AUGGGCGAUGAACCUUGGCUGGACAGUCUGUCGGACGACUGGCCUUCAGCGCCUGCAACACCCACUCCUGAAGGACCGGUUGUGAGCCUUCUCGCCUCCUCCCCGCGACGUCCACUAGAUUCUCCAAGUCGCAUUCCAGUGGCAGCCCGCCGAUCCGUCGCACAACAGCCAUCCCCGGUCGAUCACUCGAAAAAAGUCACCCGGCCAUGUCACUUCAUCCGCCGCGAGCCUCCCAAACCAAAGUUUCCUCGCACGCCGACAAUCAGGCCGCCGCCAAAACCGGUCUCAACGACGCCCACAAGGUCGCGGAUAGAUACCCCGAAGGCCUCGCCGAAACCAUCUCCGAGGCCCUCUCAGAAGAACUCGCCGAAAACCACGCCGAAAACCACGCCGAAAGGCAGCCCCCGGCCAAGCUUGGGCACAUUCGGCAGACAGCCGUCAAACAUGGACACGCGCUCUCCUCUCCGGUCUGUAUCCAAUGUCUCCAGUUACUCGGCCACACAAUCGAGCCAUCAUGGGACCGACACCGUACAAAUCAAGCCAACUAAGGGUCAAAAGGAUGGAGGUGACACGCCCGAAUGGCGGAAACGCCUGGUUCGUGGCGAACUUGCCGCGGCUGAUCAACGCGACUUGUUCGCGCCGAUGGGCCUCGAGAGUGUCUUCAAGCCUCCGUCACCCGGCUCCGGAUCCGGUCCGCCAGAUUCCAUGCCCUUCACGAAGCCAGAUGAACAAUUGUGGGAGUUCACCGAAGUAACAUCCCUCAGAGGAAGCGCCCCGGUGGGGGACGAGAAGAACAAAAGCGAAACAGAGACUGCCAAUGAAGACGAGUCUCUCGCUGGGACACAGUCGCAGAGUGGUACGGUUUGUCACCGACUGGAAGAAAAUUCGCCAAUUGGAUCACCAAGUGACGCGCAAUUCAUUCUCGAGGAAGCGUCACAAACAGACGGCAUGGGCGUUCGAACUGCUAGUGGCCUGGAAGAUCUUCGCAACGAAGGGAUCACGCCCAUUACAUUCACACGACCGGAGACCUUGAGUGGUGGAGCUGCAUCCGAAGUGAUCAAAUCCGCGCUCAAACAAGUCACUAACAAGUUGGAGAGCUUGUCUCUGGAUUCUGCGGAACGGCCGGAUUCUCCAGCAAGUGACAGUUUCCUCCUUCACAAUAAUCGGGAGCCGCAACUGGAUCAUGAAUCACGCGACGACAGCCUUCUGGACGCGACAAGUCACUCGCUACCCCAAGAUUUAUCAAUGGGUACGGUCGAUUUCAAUCGCCGUGUGGCCAGUCGCGCUUUCCACCAGAGAUUCUCCCCUUCCCCCUUCCCCUCCCACCGCAAGGCGCCAAACGGCCUUGCAAAUACAAAGAUCCGCACUUCUACUAUUUUCGGGCGAUCUCCGACUAAUGUCUCACCUGUACUACCUCGCCCUUCCUCAUCUCACGUUCGACCGUCCACAUCUGGAUCUGGGGAUGCUGAUUCCAAAGACGGAACCAUGCCCUCGUCCGGCAGUCCCCUCAAGCUCUUCGGUGAAUAUGACACUUUCACAAACAACAGAUUGAUGCGACGAAUGAGUCAAUUCGAGGGUGCCUUUGGUGACGGUUCUGAUGGAGAUGAACCCCCUUCGCCUUCAGAAGAAGCCCGGCGCAAAGGUGAGAGUCGGAGUUUCCUGAACUCCCGCCAUGAGCCACUUCCAGAAAUACCAUCAAGACUCAAUGAGCGACUGGCAUCACGGAAUGCAAAUCGUCCCAGGAUAAAUCGAUUCGGAGAUGGCGAGCUCGACAAGUUUGAUUUCUCCGAUGCCAGCCCCUACGAGAAUAAGUUGGUGUAUGAUGAGAUCCAAGGGUUUGGAUCGCGACCUGUUUCGCGGAAGCGAUCCUCGGAUCGACAACAAUACCUGCGAUGGUCGUCUCAAAGACAUGACUCACUUCGUUACGCAAGGUCGGCUAGCUCUGGUUUUACUCGCAAACCAUCGGCCUGGACCCGACAAAGCUACUUUGGUCAUCAACGUACACGUGUCAUGUCGCGGAAGAUCGAGAAGGAAAACAUCGGCGUCUCUGAAACAAAGCGCGUACCUCGAGCGGCUCCAGCAGACCCUCGUCCAAAACGGCGUCGCACGAUUCUGCGAGACGAUAGUGCUGGACCAGAGGCCUCUUUUGCGCAGGAUGACUCUCCGUCCCGACUCGGAGAAAGCUUGUCUCUCCUUCAGCGAAGUUUAAUACAACAUGGAGUUCAACCUGAUAAUGGCGAUUUCCUUGCACCACCCGGUCUAUCACAAUCAAUGCAGCGUCCUCGAACGCCAACGCCAAGUCAGAUUCGGUCUUCCCAUCAAUCGAGAAUCGCACCCAGCGGAGCAUAUUCUGAAGUCAAUUUUGAUGAGCGCGAUUACUCGGACUCAUUUUCGCUUGAAGGAGAAAUUCCCCUCGUGAAGAUCACCGGCACAAGUGACUCGUCACGAAAGGGCUCUAUUACAACCCAGGACUAUCUCAAUGAGGCCACCAAGAUAAUGGACCUCAUUCGAUCAAAAGGCCGACCUACUGUUGGUCUCACGAGCGUGCAGGAGUCGAACCCAGAGAGUGAGGAAGAAGAGGAGGCAAACUCGUUGUAUGACGACGAAUCAACCCGAGAGGCAUUCUCCCGCCCUCCGAGCCGGGAAGGAAUCGACUUGCGCAAGCAGCGCGAACCGAAGGAGCUCAACCCGCAAAUCCUGAGCUACUUGAAAAUGUAUCAGGAAAGGGAGGAGAUCGAUUUUGGUGCAACCGGGUCUACAGUGGCUUUGAGCACACAAGGUCGACCGAGAGCGGAUCCGCAGGGGACACGAGGUUCAGGCCUCGAGCCUAGAAAGCGAAAACCAAGCGGAUCGAUCUACGAUAUGGCGGAAGACAUUGCUCAUGAUCUGAUGACCAUCAAUACUCAAAUGUCAGGGUUCAGUGUUCGCUCUGUGCCAACCGGCUCUUCACAGAACUCGACAGCGAAGGGAAUGCUGUCAUCAGAUCUGGUAUCUCAUCUCAUUCCAGAACAGGUGAAUGGAUUUGUCUAUGACAGGUCAAAGCACCAAUGGGUGAAAGACGACCCGCACGCAUCGGAGCGCAAGACCAUCACUCAUGAGGAUUUAGAAGAUCCAUUCAAGGACAUACCGGAUUUGAGUGUAGAUGAGAUCCAAGAGAUGAUGAGAAUCCAAAACUUGGGUUCACGUCGCAGAUCCCAAGAGAGCGAAGACCCGCCCAUGAGCGCGUCCCAACCAGCGGAAGCCACUCGGCCACCCACCGGACUGGAUGAGCAAGAGGCAGUCACGGAUGAGUCUGUACACGCCAGUUCCGUGCCAUCUCGGAGUACACCACUCACAAACAACCCCCCGAACACAGGAUCUCGAAUAACGUCCUGGGGAACGCACAACGCAAUCGAAACAAAACACGGCUCAUAUUUGACGACAGGAAACGAUGCUCCUACCUUUGCCCCCGAGCAAGAACCCAAAAAGUCGCGAGUCGCAACGAUCACCUUCUCGUCGCCAGUGGUAUCACAUGUUGCCUACCAAGACGACUCGCACGGCUCGGAUACUAGCUCCCGAAACACUGAAUCUGGAGCCGAAUCAAGUGUGUCGAAAGAAGAAAAAGCCGGAGCCGCGUACUCCGUGAAGUCACGCGAGCCGUCCUCUCAAAGUCAGCCAUUCAUAAGGCGGCCUAUUUCAAGGAUCGACGAGCGAAAUGAGGAUACAACAAACGAUCUUAGUCUGGUACGGAUGAACAAUGCGCUUAAAUCGCCGACAGAUGCCCAUGUCAAUAGCACAGAACAAUCGCUUGUGCCGCUGACCUCUCCAGGUCAAGAAAACAGCUACAGCUUCCACCUCAGCCCUCUGGCUGACUUUUCAGUCAAUCAACCAGACAGGCCUUUGAACUCAGAGAUAAGCUACGUGGCCCAAAGAGACAAUCCGACCUCUCUUCGACAAGUACACGGGACGUUUGCACUUGCCACGGAGGAUCUGAUAAAGCACAUUACGGAUGCGGAACCAUAUGAACCCUACUGGGAGCAUGUACGUCGACUUGUGCUACGGCAGAAAGGAUUGACUUCCCUGCAGAAAUUGAGUCAGUUCUGUCCACGACUUGAAGAUUUGGAUGUGACCGAGAACAGCAUCGGUCAACUGAGUGGCGUCCCGCCCAGCUUGCGAACUCUGAAGAUUUCAAAGAAUUGUCUUUCCAAUCUGACUGCAUGGAGCCACCUCACCAAUUUACAAUACUUGGACAUCUCUGGAAACGACAUUGAGACAUUGAAUGGAUUUUCCAGUCUGAUUCAUCUAAGGGAACUGAAAGCAAAUGAUAACAAAAUCCGCAACAUUGACGGCGUUCUCGAAUUGAAUGGGUUGUUGAGUCUGAAGCUUAGUAACAACUUGCUGAAAUCUGUGGAUUUUGAAGGAACCGAGCUAACUCGCCUCCGCGACCUUGAUUUGAGCCACAACAGAUUGGAAUCUGUUCAUAAUAUUGAAUGGCUUCCCGCACUCACUAAUCUCGACCUUAGCGCGAAUCGCCUCCUAUCCUUGGACGCGGCGACGGCUCUGAUUAGUCUUCGCGCCCUGAAGCUCUCUGAAAAUCGACUGGAACGCUUUGAUAUGCAAAGCUUCUUCUCUGUGCACCUUCUUUACCUCGACCAGAACAAUCUUUCAAGCGUCGCCGGUCUAGAGCAUUGUCAUAACCUGCAGGUGCUCUCUGUUCGGGAGCAGAGCCCAGCUCCUUCACAAGACGACUCUAUCUUGAAUCUUGAUCUGGGUCUGAUCAAGGACGUCCGGAAAGUAUUUCUUUCAUCCAACAAACUGUCUGAGAUGUGCCUAAGACCGUCCACUCCUCUCUUACGACUGCAACUACUUGAUAUCGCCGCGUGUGCAGUGAAAGCGCUUCCUGCCGAAUUUUCAGCGACCUUUCCGAACUUGAAGGUGUUGAACUUAAAUUUCAACUCCCUUGCUGAUCUUGAGCCUUUGGUGGGCAUGAAAUGCCUUUCGAGGUUAACUGUUGCGGGCAAUCGACUCAACAGAAUGAGACGUGUCUGCCAGAUUUUGAGUCGGCUUGGAAGGACGAGCAAAAGCACUCCAUGCUCCCUGCGCAAACUUGAUAUCAGGGGCAACCCCCUCACGGUCGGAUUUUACCCGCCUACGGUGACUGGCAACGGGUCCAAAGCAGAUCGCAAAAAGAACAAAGAUCCAGCCAGUGUGGCUGUCUCCGCGACUGCAGGUCAUCGUGAACUGACUGAUGCUCUGGCCGAUUUGGAUGGAGAAGGCCCUGUUGAUAAUAUCGUCACUUGGGACGAUUCGUCCCAGAGCGGUGAGGAUAUGGACGUGAACGAUCCCUUCACCUUGCCGGCUGCAGACCCACAGGCGGAUGAAAAGUAUCUGCUUCGUCUGGAUCGCGCUACUCGCAUGCGCCGCAAAGUUCUGGAGUUGCUUUUGUACGCGGGAACAAAUGGGUCCUUGUGCAGUCUCGAUGGCUUGGACAUGAAAGGUUUGCUUGUCGAAAACGCUGAUAUGAGUCAAGCAUGGUCCAAAUUGGAGGAACUGGGUGUCCUCCGCCGGAAGGCGAUCACUGGAGGGAAGGGGUCGAAGAGCUAA